Molecule: messenger RNA, 889 nt
Organism: Amoebophrya sp. A25
Lineage: Eukaryota; Dinophyceae; Syndiniales; Amoebophryaceae
Source: the annotation of a GenBank genome assembly
CGGAAACGGAGUACAAGCCACCUUCCUCCAAAGGCUGUUACAGCUACCGAAGCAAAGAAUGCCUCUGCCUCAGAUAGAGAAGCUACAUUGUCGAAAAGAAAGCAGAAGGAGCUACUGCGCCAACCAAAAGUUUUCCGUCUCGCGGAAGGCGCAGACGACAUAUACGUGGACGCUUUCGGACAGCCUCUAGACGUGGAGUCUGAGCUAUUAAGGCUAUAAAUAUAUUUUUGAUUUUCUCCUUUGAUCGGCUAGUCAAUACUAUAAUGGGUUUGUAUUGGCGGGGUGGAAGGGGCACCAGUUCCAGUUACUUGAGUACUCAGUACUAUAGCGAAAAACUACCUACAGGAGUUACAACUUGAACAUUCUAAUUUCAGUACAACAAGCGAUGCUGCGUCUGGUGGAAACGGGAGAGGAAAUACCGAUGCUGCCAGUGGCGGCUGAACAUGACAACUCCACACUUUCGAAUGAUCAUUUCGAGGCUUUUGCGGGAAAGAGCAGAACUUCAUCUGUCACGGAACCGGAACAAGAUGAACAGACACCUAUUAGCGUCCCUGGACCUGGUAGUCUGAAAAUGACUACGCCUAAGAACAACACUAGUACGACUAACAGCACUAGCAUUACUAGUUUCUUUGUUCCCCCACUGCGCGCUCAUGGGGGAUCAGGCGUAGACAAAAGGACGUCGACUGCAACAGCUCCUUACUCUUCUUCCACCAACCCUUCAUGCAAGGAAGCUGCUCAACUAAAAGCCGCGAUGGAAGAGAGCCAGCGCGAAGAGGAGAGACGUCGACGACAACUUCAACUGGAAGAAGAUGCAGAUCUAAAACUCGCAAUGGAACUAUCCAGAGCUGCUGAGCGACAAGAAAGAGAAGAUCGGAUUUUAGCUGAGAUA